AUGUAUUACGAACCAGGAAAGACAUCUCACGGCCUCCCACAUGAUCCUUUCAAGGUAUGCGUGGUCCCUCGGCCAAUUGGCUGGAUCUCGACUAUUUCCGACUCGGAUCCUAACGUACACAACAUUGCACCCUACUCGCAAUUCAACAACCUCACCUUUGACCCACCGUAUGUGAUGUUCUCGGCCAACCAGAAGCUUGACUCGCAGCGCAAAGAUACCGUCCGCAAUGCUGAGCUGACUGGCAAGUUUUGCUGGAAUAUGGCAACUUGGGGCCUGCGGGAAGCUGUCAACAUCUCGGCUCAGCAAGUCGAAUACGGUGUUGACGAAUUUGAGAGCGCCGGUUUAGGAAAGGAGUUCAGUCGUUCGCUGCCAGGCGCCCCUGUACCUAUGGUCAAGGACAGUCCAGUCAAAUUCGAGUGCGUGUAUCAUACAACGCUUCGACUACCUGCCAAGCCGCCCAUGGGAACAGUUGAUAUAGUUAUUGGGAGAGUUGUUGCAGUACACAUUCGAGAUGAUGUAUUGACGAACGGGAAGUUGGAUGUUGCCAAGAUGCUACCUAUUGCUAGGUGUGGUUAUUUUCAGUACACGGUUAUUCGGGAGACCUUUGAGAUGAUUAUUCCGGGCAUGGAUGAAGCAACUCACGCUGGAUUGGAAGGAAGCAGCGCGAUACACAGCAAGAUACAUGACCUGAAACGCUGA
Messenger RNA from Fusarium sp. VM40, 699 nucleotides. The record is from the annotation of a GenBank genome assembly. Lineage: Eukaryota; Fungi; Ascomycota; Sordariomycetes; Hypocreales; Nectriaceae.